GUUAUUAUGUAAUACAUCAUUAUAUAUACAACAAUUACCAAUCAAAUGACAAUCUGUGUCUUUCUCUGCGUCCUUGACCACCUUGUUCACUACCUUUUUUCCUAUUAGCCAAUCAAAAAACUCUAUUUGUUGGACCUUGUCCACCUUGACCAUUUUUCCUAUUAGCCAACAAAAAGACUAUAUUUAUUUGACUUUGUCUUUCUAUCUCAAACUUUUUUUAAAUAUGGCAAUAACUAAAGAACAGGCGAUAUGCUUGUUAUUCUGUGAAGAAAUAAAUGAAGAUAACAUAUCUGGACUUACAAAACGAAUCAACUUAAUGAAGGACAUUGACAUCUGCUAUGAAAAGGAUCCGCAUCAGCCGAUUCUUUUGCCAAUCAUUAGGAUAAACGCAAAUCAGUUUACUUAUCAUAGAUAUUCAAGUAAUGCUUUAAAGUUGGGGGAAAAAUCAAUAAAUGAAAAUAUAAAGCUUACCUCUGACACUCAAAUCAUUCGACUUUUAAACGAACUGUAUCUACCCUUUGAUCCUUAUAAUGAAGAAACAUAUGAGCAGAGAGAUGUUGCAAUGAAAGAUAUUCUCUCUCUAUUGUGAAAAUAUACAGAUAAAUUUGACAGUAAAACGAUCAACUCAUUCACGUCAUGGUGGUCAAAGAGUAAAUUCCCAUUCAUGCAAGUAGAGUCCUCAAGAAAGUCACUAAAAAACAAUGAUAUGGAGAGAAUCCGAUAUUGCAGGCUAUAUGUGGUUAAAAAUAAAUUUAUAAAUGAUAUUGCAAACGGAAUCAGGGAAGACAUACCUAAAUUCCAACAAUACGUUAAUAACCUCAAGUCAAAUGGAUAUGAAGUAGUUGGUUAUGUAAGAAAGUCGUAUGGAAAUGAAGAUAAGGACACAAGAAUCAGAUUACUUCAAUCUAUGAUAGAUAAAAUGCUUGAAAGAUUGUUAGUUGAUAAAAUUUAUGUUUCAUCAAUGUCACACGC
Molecule: messenger RNA, 972 nt
Organism: Cokeromyces recurvatus
Lineage: Eukaryota; Fungi; Mucoromycota; Mucoromycetes; Mucorales; Mucoraceae
Exons: 3
Coding region: 224-589 (121 amino acids)
Source: RefSeq, a predicted model, not a curated record